AUGACUCACUCUGGUGAUAACAAAGUCGAGUUUGUUAAUGAUAGGAAAUUGGGAUCGGAUCCAUAUCUCUAUGGGAUCCUACUUUUCACUACAUGUAACAAGACGAGAGCUGGCUUUGUUUCUGCAAAUUUGUUUUCUUUUAAGGGAGCUGGGCAAGAUGGGAUCCAUGGAGAUUUGUUAUCUUGCCAUGAUUAUUGGAAUCGGUGGUCUCGGAAUUAUAGAUAUGUUUCUGUUUUGACCAAAUUCACAAGAAGCCAACAAGAAUGGGCAAACCUCGAGGAUUGCAUUUCCAACCUUCUCCAACGUUGAUGCACUAACUCAACAAAUGGCCCACCCGAGCGAACAAAUGUGGCAUUUAAGUGAUGAAUCAAGUACCAAGGCGAAAUGACACAGAUGUGAACUAGAAUUUCUAAGAUCGAGGAAAAUUGGGAAGAAGACCAACUCUCCCAACUGAACCUCCACCAACGCAUGGACUACUAUCGCAGUCGAGUGAUGCAUCUAGAUGUGAGGGUUACAGAAGCAGAAAGGCAGAACCAAAUAGCCCUCUCAAUGGCCCAUAGAGUGGAAGAGAGCAACCGACUUUUGGAGGAAAGGUAGAGUAGAUGUUUCAAGCUAGGAACACAUCUGGGGAGUUGCAGCAAGAAAGAUGAUGUACUAUGAUGGUAGCGGAAGGGUGAUGAAGCAGACAAGUGUUAUGUGGUCUUGUCAAUUUGAGGUAGAAUUUCAAAAUCGGAUAUGAAUUAUGAUUAUCUAGCUUUAGGUAUGAAUUAUAGGACAUUGUAAGAUAUAUGUAUGGUGUGUUUUUAUUAAAAACUUCAACGGUAACAAAUGAUGUAACAUAUUUUAUAUGUAUGAACUAUAGGACAUUGUAAGAUAUAUGUAUGGUGUGUUUUUAUUAAAAACUUCAACGG
Molecule: messenger RNA, 911 nt
Organism: Lactuca virosa
Lineage: Eukaryota; Viridiplantae; Streptophyta; Magnoliopsida; Asterales; Asteraceae
Source: the annotation of a GenBank genome assembly